UAGGCUAGCUUUUUUUUUUUUCCUCCCUCUCCUCUCUUUUCUCUUUUCCCUCCUCUGUCCUUCAUUCUCUCAUUUAAGAGAGAGACAAGAACCCCACAUUUGACAAAUACAAAUAUACUAGCAACUACUACCACCAUGGCAUCCGCAAGCAGCUCUGCACAGGCCGCCUUCGGGCUGGGCCGGAGGAAGAAGAACCCCGGCCUUCUGGAUCAGAUUGGAAAGUUCUUUGGAGGGGACAAGAAGAGGAAGAGCAAGGGAUCUUUCCGAGGUGCUCUUUCUCCAGCCCCUCAGAAAGCCUCUGCAACUUCCCCACGCAAGCGUGGAGCAGAGAACGCUGUGGUCCACUUCUUCCGCACGAUCGUGUCCCCUGCCCCUCCUAAGUCCAGGUGGAGAGGACUAGCAGCCAAGAUAGGCCUGGGUGACCAGAAGUCACAGUCUGCUAAAGGCAAGAAGGCCAGUGCAGGGGACGGCAAAGGCACCCUGACUAGGAUCUUCAAAAUGUGAUGAUAUCAGCAGCAGAGGAAGCAGGAGUGCUUCUCCAGCCAAACGCUGAAGUCCCUCUCUACGACCUCUUCCAACAGCACGAGGGCAGAUGUUCAAGAACUCGGGACUAAAGUGGGGGAAAAAAAGCAAAAACAAGACAAAAAAAAAAAACAACAAAAAAAACAAACCAAGAGGAAGAAAAGGAGGAAAUCUUGUCACCCUUUACACUCACCUUCCCCUCCACCUCCUCUGAUAACAUUCUAAUGUUUGCUAAAUCCCUCAUCUCUCCUGUUACUCCCUCCCACACCUCACCCCACCCCCUUUGGCUGGUAGAUAGCGACACAAUCUGUUGCCCCCUCCCACCCACCCCCCCUCCCUUGCAUGCGUUGUGCUGAGUCUGUGCAGUCAUCAUCAUCAGUGUGAACUGUUUGCUGAAGUUGAUCCUGAAGCCGCUCACAUGUGCAGCCUGAAUGACCCCCCCUGACCCCUGCCGUGGCUCUCUCUCUCUCUCUCUCUCUACGUAUUUAUACUUGUGCUUGAGUUUCUGUGGACGUCCUUGAUGGUUUCUCUAACAUAAGGUGGCUGAACUGAAGCCGACCUGGGGCAGUAGAAAGUUCCGGCCGGUGCAAGUCCGACUGACUUGACCGUCAUUUUGCCGCUUGCUGAUUGGAUGAAAAGACCGGGUCGUCUCUGUUCUAGUAAAGAGUGAUUUUCUGUCUCGUCGCACUGUCUGUGUCUCUCCCUCAAACCUUUUCCCAUAAACCCAAACAUAAACCCAUGUUGGAGUUUUGUUUUAUAAUAGAUUUAACAGAUUUUGCAUUAUUAUGAGAGCCAUUUUGGUCACUGUGUGUUUUCAUCCCUCGUGUCUUAGCUGUAGUUAAGUGUCCUGUCAUAAAUGUGAUGUUGAUCUAUGUUUGUCAUUAAGGCUGGCUGUGGAUUUUGUGGUUAAAGUUAAAUUCCUAAACCUUCUAAAUCAAUUUUCUGCCAUAGUCACUGAAAAAAGUUAAAUAAAUGAGUCACUUCUAAUGUAUCAUUUCUUUUUCAGUCCAUGAGAUAAUGGUAUACACUAACUCUCCUUCCCAUGUAUGUAACUGAAUUAUUUCAUAGUGCACUAUUUUCCACUUUUAAAACUUCCAGACUCUGAAUCUGGAGCGUGAUGCCAGAUUCAGACCUUUUCAUCUAUGCUUUAGUAUAGUCUAGUGUAGUCUACUUUGUCUUCGCUGUCUCUAUCUUAGGCACAGCACACAUCCUGUAAAUGAAAUUCACAAAAAAAAAAAAACCUCACUCAGCAACAAGUGCCUUUCCUCCUGACUACCAAAAACAACGUGCUGUGUUUCAUUUUUGUGGAUAAUAAAAAACAAAACAAACACAAUUUCAAAAAGGUGCUCUGUAACUAACUCUACAUGGUGUUACUUGAGAAUGUGCAAGUUGAAAGUCAGUUGAAGAAAAAGCUCAGCACGACCACUUGUGCUAUUCCAGACGUCCAUCUUCCAAAAGCAGACAUGCGUGAUGUGUAGCGUCCAUCUCUCCUACUGUUUGUGUGUGUGCUUGAUCCUCAUGAGUGCUGUGUAGUGUGUUUUUUGUGUUUGUUUUUUUUUUCCUCUGAAUGGAUCCUGUGAAUGAAUGUAAAGAUCCUCCUCAUUACUGUUUGUGUAAUAAAACAUGACCAGCCACUUAACUGAGAAUAAAAGAUUAAAAAAAAUAUAUAAAACCAACUCUA
Messenger RNA from Lates calcarifer (barramundi perch), 2203 nucleotides. Its product is annotated as myelin basic protein. The transcript is spliced from 7 exons. Gene Ontology annotation, biological process: myelination. Gene Ontology annotation, cellular component: neuronal cell body; cell periphery; compact myelin. The coding region runs from base 136 to 504 and encodes 122 amino acids. The record is from RefSeq and is a predicted model, not a curated record. NCBI's taxonomy places the organism in Eukaryota, Metazoa, Chordata, Actinopteri, Centropomidae. Gene Ontology annotation, molecular function: structural constituent of myelin sheath.